UCCCUGUGGACGGUCAUGAUAUAAAGGUCCUGUCAAUUACAAUCCAAUGGUUUGAAAAUGGCUGCUAAAAGGCACGCCGGAACUGCGAGGCUGUGGUGGGAACAGUGGACAGCUGCGGCUCGCAGCAGGAAUAGACGACCGUCCCUUGCUGGCCAUCACGACACUCCCUGCCCGGCCAGCUGGUUCCCGCCCCGCAUGUGCUAGCGUCCAUCGCCCAGCCAGUGUUCUGGGUGUCCAGACAGUAUUUUCAUUGCACUAUGCAUGUUCCCAUUCACUCUUACUUUCUAUCUGUGAAUUUACAACCUCUUAGCAACUGCUGCUAAUGUUUUAUGUUUACAAAUAGCCCAUUUAUAUUUCUUUGGAGUUGCCAAAAAAUUUUAGUGGUGUUAAUGCAUUCAUAACAUUUUUUAGGCUUGAAAAAUCUAUUCUGCGUUGUCUUUCAUCCACUGGUGUAAAGUUAGAACACAAAAAGUCACCGUUUAACCACUGAGUUUACAAUCAAAAUUUCCGGUAACAUAUUCUUACCAAGCAGCCCGGAGAUGGCGCAGCCAGGCAGGUGCCCGCCGGCGCAGCCCAGCAGGUGCGGCAAGAAGCCGCCCCCCGCCAGCCUCAACCUGCUGCUGCUGCUGUUCAACCAGACCGUGCACACGGUGCACGCCAUGGUGUUCGCGCUGCGCCAGCUGGACGCCGACCUGCGGCGCGGCGUGGACAACCGCCGGCUGUUCCACAAGAAGACCGUGGAGGCCUUCAACGGGCUGGCGGACGCGGCCAACGAGCUGCCGGACUGCGAGUCGCCGGGCCCGGGCGGCUACCUGGAGCUGGUGACGGAGCUGUCGCGCCGCUACCUGGCGUCCUGCCGCGAGGUGGAGAAGGCGCAGUCGGAGGAGGAGCGCGGCGAGAAGGCGGACGAGGCCUUCAAGGAGGCGGGCGGCGCGGGUCGCCUCGCCGUGGCCAUGAGGCUGCACCAGGUGGUGGUGGGCGGGCCGCGCCGGGACCCCGACGACCUGGCGGGCGCCGACUGCGCCGCCGACAUGAUGCAGCAGGAGGUGGUGAGGCGCCUGCAGCGCACCGCCGGCACGGUGCGCGACCUGGAGGACUCGCUGACCGUGAAGCGGCGCUCCGUGGCCGACGUGGAGGACGCCAUCAACCGCGCCAAGACGGAGGCGCGCGCGCUCAAGGCGCGCGUGGACGCGCUGGGCCCGCAGGGCGUGCGCGACGAGGGUCCCCUGGAGAAGAGGAUGGAGCUGGUGGAGGACAUCAUGCGGCACCACUCGCUGCUGGACGAGCUGCGCGCCAAGCUGUGCCCCGCCGCCUGCCCCAACUGCCCCAAGGGCCCGCAGCGCGCGGAGCGCCUGGACCCGGCCUGAGUACACACAUGUACUCCUGUAAUAAACACAUGCCCUCUCUGCCUGCCUUUCACUUACAUCGCAGGCGCUUAACACACUAUUUGUCGUGUUUUAACCAGAGCGCAAAAAUAAUAACUCCAUUCAACGCUGACAAUAUUACAACUUACAAUUGCUUUGAAGCUGUGGUUUGGGUGUCUCUUCUACAGUGGAAGGCGGUGAAGUAGCAUCUCACACUCACACUUGGUCUCAGCGGAGAGGCGGGGUAGGGGGGAAGGUGGGUUUCCGGAUCCCCCAGUGGACCGAGCCAGGUGAGGCA
Messenger RNA from Bacillus rossius redtenbacheri, 1662 nucleotides. RefSeq lists its product as uncharacterized. The record is from RefSeq and is a predicted model, not a curated record. NCBI's taxonomy places the organism in Eukaryota, Metazoa, Arthropoda, Insecta, Phasmatodea, Bacillidae. The transcript is spliced from 2 exons. Bases 540 to 1367 code for a protein of 275 amino acids.